AUGAAUAAAUUCGUGAUACUCGGACUUUUCGUUGCUUCGGCAAUGGCAGUUCCCAUGCCGGAUAAUACCGGUAACGUUGACUGUUUGGAGAUGGAGGAUUCCCUCUUCAGUUGUCUCGCUGUCAAGGCCAAUAACGCCCUGUCAAGGGCCGCCAGGUCUAGCGAUAUUCAGCUGAUUUCGGGAAUAACAUUCGUCCGUGACACCCCAAUGGAACGCUCGGGAAAAUCCCUGAAGACCGAGAUCGAAGUUCUGAACGAACUUCCCCGCGACGCCUCCGAUAGAACCAUGAAAUUGUUCUCCAUGCUGUACGACUCAGCCGUGUCCUUCCUCAAGAGCCACAGUCUCAAGAUCAACAUGCCAGAGGAGUCCGUCUCCCGUGCCCUCACCGAAGGUCGUGGCAAGAUCAAGAAGGUCGUCCUCCCCCUGAUCGCCGCAGCAGGCCUCAAAAUCCUGGCCCUCGUCCCAAUCCUCUUCGGUGGACUCGGUCUCCUCGUCCUCAAGGCCCUCGUCGUCGGCAAAAUUGCCCUCCUCAUCGCUGGCAUCCUCGCCUUCCAGAAGCUCUUCGGUAGCGGUGCCAGUGGCGCCAGCGGUUUCGGUGCAUCAAACUUCUUCAAGAACCUUCAGCCAUCUUCAUCCUACUACGACAACAACGCUGGCACCCAGGGGUGGGCCUCUGGUAAUGGCCAACAGCAGCAGCAGGGAUACUACAAGAGGAGUUUCGACGACGGAAAAACCGCCCAGAACCUCGCUUACUCCGCUCACGUCCCCACUGAGACCGACUAA
This is a messenger RNA of Diachasma alloeum, 783 nucleotides long. RefSeq lists its product as uncharacterized. The record is from RefSeq and is a predicted model, not a curated record. Bases 1 to 783 code for a protein of 260 amino acids. NCBI's taxonomy places the organism in Eukaryota, Metazoa, Arthropoda, Insecta, Hymenoptera, Braconidae. The transcript is spliced from 3 exons.